ACUCCCCCCAGAAGAUUCCCUCUUUCUGCUGUGAUUGUUGCAUCAUGUCGCUCGUCUCUGUCAGGGUGAUGAAAAUGAGAUCCUGUAAGUCGUCACGAUGAAACAACACGUACAGAUAAUGAGACACCUGUCCGAAGUGGUGACAAACAGGACGCCAGCUGUGCACAGGGGUUUGUUUGUAUCAGCGCUGUUUCAACAAGAGUGUUAAACCCUUGAAGGUGGUGACAUGUCAGCUGAUACCAAGAUCGCGGAGCUGCUCACAGAGCUCCAUCAGCUCAUCAAACAGACCCAGGAGGAGAGGUCCCGCAGUGAACACAAUCUGCUCAACAUUCAGAAAACACAUGAGAGGAUGCAGACAGAAAACAAAACUUCUCCGUACUACCGCACCAAGCUGAGGGGACUGUACACCACAGCCAAGGCAGACGCAGAGGCAGAGUGUGGCAUUCUGCGUCACGCUCUGGAUAAAAUUGCAGAGAUCAAGUCUUUGCUGGAGGAGAGGAGAAUCGCUGCUAAGAUGGCAGGAGUUUACAGCGACAGCGACCCUCCCAGGAAGACGAUGAGGCGAGGAGUCCUGAUGACGCUCCUCCAGCAGUCGGCCAUGACGCUCCCUCUGUGGAUCGGCAAGCCGGGGGAGAGCCCCCCUCCUCUGUGCGGCGCGACUCCAGCCAGCAGCGACUAUGUGGCCAAGCAGGGCGACAAGGUGGCAGCGAGGGUGAAGGCCGUGGACGGAGACGAGCAGUGGAUCCUGGCUGAGGUGGUCAGCUACAACCACUCCACCAACAAAUAUGAGGUGGAUGACAUCGAUGAAGAAGGCAAAGAGAGACACACUCUGAGCAGACGACGGAUCAUCCCUCUGCCUCAGUGGAAGGCCAAUCCAGAGACAGACCCUGAGGCUCUGUUCAGUAAGGACCAGCUGGUGCUGGCCCUCUACCCUCAGACCACCUGCUUCUACCGGGCCCUCAUCCACACUCCACCACACAGGCCUCAGGACGACUACUCUGUGCUGUUCGAGGACACGUCGUACGCUGACGGCUACUCCCCUCCGCUCAACGUGGCUCAGCGAUACGUGGUCGCCUGCAAAGAGAACAAGAAGAAGUGACCAACGAAUGGAUAUGAAAACCAGAGGGACAGAGAUGAAGCCUGUUUGGGCGAGUUAGUCUGUUUUGAAAUGUCUCUUAUUUUGCAUUUUUGUAUGAAAAGAUGUUUAGGAGGAUUUGUUAAAUUCAAAGCAUUUGGAGCAGCUUCUGCUGCAGCUCCACGGAAGAAACACCCCUGAGCAAACAUUUUAAAGUACUUAAGAUCUUUUAAAUGGGACUGUCAAAAUCAACACAGAGACACAGUGAAGUAAAACCAACUCCAUGAAUGCACCAGUGCUGGUACAUGCAGUAUAUACUGUGUAUGUUUUCUGCAGUACUGAAUAGGAAAACAGCAGUUUAGAUUGUGUUGUGAUAGAGAAGGAGGACAUUUUUCCCACAUGAUUCAAACCUCUGACUGACAAUAAAUGAGAACUCCUUCAAAGUGAAGUCCAGCUGGAUGCCCCCUGGUGGCAGGCCGCAGUACAGCUCAUAAGCCCCUCCCCCUCCAUGUUUGCAGAUAGGACACGAGCCAAACUAAAAACUCAAAAUACACAUUAAAUACAUUUUUCCCAAAGACGGUCUCUGACAUUUUAGGUUCCUCUUAUCACAUUGAUAUGCUGCGCUGUUCAAGUGUUCAUUUUUCUGUCGAGAUUGACAGUUGAGCGCUGCUCUUGAUCGGUUCAGGCUGAUGUAGGAGGGGCUCGAUACUGCAGCUUUGGUCACUACUGCACAGACUCUGGCUCCAAACGACAUCACCAGGAAGUGGAGAUGUGUCGGAUGUCUUUAUACACAAAUGACUCAAACGUCCCCUCUGUGGAGCGUCCAAUGGCCUGUAUGGAGACUGCUGCUAAUAGUGGGAGCUAUUGGCUUAUUCCUCCUUGAAAGGCCCACUUCAGGGCCUAAAUUCUCUUUUUGUGCUUGUCAAGUGUUAAUGAUUAUUGUGUGAAACUUAAAGACCAGAAUGGAAAAAUCAUG
This is a messenger RNA of Scatophagus argus, 2051 nucleotides long. It is a transcript of the gene sgf29, whose product is annotated as SAGA complex associated factor 29. Gene Ontology annotation, cellular component: SAGA complex. The record is from RefSeq and is a predicted model, not a curated record. NCBI's taxonomy places the organism in Eukaryota, Metazoa, Chordata, Actinopteri, Scatophagidae. Bases 227 to 1099 code for a protein of 290 amino acids. The transcript has 10 exons.